AUGGCUGGCCUGGAUACUACUACCGCUGCUGCAGUUCCGGUGGUCAUUGCGGCCCAAAGAACAACAUCGAGAGCCAAGAUCUCUACUGCGGCGCCGACACCUGCCAGGUUGGAUUCGGCGACUGCGCGACCAACCGUACGGCACCGCCUCUGCCUUCCGGUCCUCCAACAACGGCGGCAAUGGGCCAGACGUGCGGACCGAUUGUGA
This is a messenger RNA of Letharia lupina, 207 nucleotides long. RefSeq lists its product as uncharacterized. The transcript has 2 exons. Lineage: Eukaryota; Fungi; Ascomycota; Lecanoromycetes; Lecanorales; Parmeliaceae. The record is from RefSeq and is a predicted model, not a curated record. Bases 1 to 207 code for a protein of 68 amino acids.